AUUGUGAUAAAAAGGCCAAUGGCCAAAGUGUCGAAGAUGACGAUGACAAAGAAUUCGAAAAUUACGAUUUCUCUCGUGAUCCUAGUUUCGUGUAUGACCCAGAUUAUGAUUAUGGAGUGUUUUUUGAAGUUGACGGUGUUAAGGGAGUUAAUGGUGUUAACGGUGCUAAGGGAGUUAACGGAACUGAAGGUCCCCCUAUAUGGGAAGUUCGUAUCGAUUCUUCAAUGAAUAAAAGGAUCGAUAUCGAUCCUCCAUUUAGAAAAUUGAGAACAAUCAACAAUCAUCGUAUUGUCAAGGAACAUUCUCGAUCCUUAAA
Messenger RNA from Funneliformis geosporum, 316 nucleotides. Lineage: Eukaryota; Fungi; Glomeromycota; Glomeromycetes; Glomerales; Glomeraceae. The record is from the annotation of a GenBank genome assembly.